AUGUGGUACAUUCUCGUUCCGAUAUUAAUAUCCCUAGUGAUCUUCGUCAGCCUGAAUAAUCGGAGAAAAUUCAAACUUCCGCCGGGACCACUUCCGCUUCCGGUCCUAGGUAAUCUACUAUCGAUAGAUCCGGUGAAUCCUCACCUGAGUUUGACAACCCUCUCCCGAAGCUACUCUGGAAUAUGCGGCUUGCGGCUGGGCUCCGUCUACACAGUUUUACUGACGGACCCCAAACUGGUCAGACAGGCCUUCGCCAAGGACGCCUUUACCGGAAGAGCGCCACUCUACCUGACCCACGGUAUAAUGAAGGGCUACGGCAUCGUCUGCGCGGAAGGUGAUCACUGGAGAGAACAAAGAAAAUUCGUGUCAUCAACCCUGAAAACCCUGGGUAUGAUGAAACACGGGAGUAGAAGAGAGAAACUCGAGGAGAGAAUGACCCAUUACAUCUCUCAACUCCUCGAGAAACUGACGGGAACAGACCCGAUACAGGGGGUUGAUCCCCUGGAGAGUCUCCACCAUUGCUUGGGGAACCUGAUCAACGACCUGGUGUUCGGGAAAGUUUACGGGGAAGACGAUGAGACCUGGAAGUGGCUGAGGUACCUGCAGGAGGACGGGGUGAAGCACAUUGGGAUAGCUGGACCCCUGAAUUUCCUUCCCUUCCUUCGACACCUUCCUAAAUACAAGAAGCUGAUGAAGUUCUUGCUGGAUGGGAAGUUGAAAACACACGAAGUUUACAAGGAAAUCAUCCAGAGUCAUCAGGAAGGAAAGGACAGCAUGAGGAACGACAGCUUUCUCUCAGCUUUUGCUGAGGAGAUAGAGAGGAGAGUUUCGAGUAACGAAGAAUUGGGUUCAUUCACUGAUCAACAGUUUUAUCAUCUACUCGCUGACCUUUACGGGGCUGGGGUGGACACGACGAUGACAACAGUCAGGUGGUUGUUGUUGUAUCUGGCGGCUUACCCCGAGGACCAGGAGAAGAUCCAUGAGGAGAUGGUGGAGAGUCUAGGGGAGAGAGAGGUCACUCUGGAGGACAGGGGGAGAUUGCUGUACCUGGAAGCCUGUAUCUGUGAGGCUCAGAGGAUCAGGAGUGUUGUACCUCUGGGAAUUCCUCAUGGGACGAAGGAGGACACCAAACUCGGGGGUUUUGAUAUUCCAAAGGGGAGCAUGGUGGUGCCCUUUCAAUGGGCGAUGCACAUGGAUGAGAGGUACUUUGAAGAUCCUGAGGUGUUCAGGCCCAGCAGGUUCAUCUCGGAGGAGGGAUUGAGGAGGCAUGAGGCCUUUCUUCCUUUUUUAACGGGGAAACGAAUGUGCGUUGGGGACGAACUCGCCAGGUGGAUUCUCUUCCUGUUCACUGGGAGAAUUAUUCAGAAGUUCAGAAUUUCGGUACCUGAGGGGGAGACGGUGGAUUUUGUUGGGGAUUGUGGCAUCACGCUGGUGCCGAAACCACACAAACUGGUGUUUUUAGAACGUUAA
Molecule: messenger RNA, 1470 nt
Organism: Diachasma alloeum
Lineage: Eukaryota; Metazoa; Arthropoda; Insecta; Hymenoptera; Braconidae
Gene: phtm
Product: cytochrome P450 306a1
Exons: 1
Coding region: 1-1470 (489 amino acids)
Biological process (GO): xenobiotic metabolic process
Cellular component (GO): intracellular membrane-bounded organelle; cytoplasm
Molecular function (GO): heme binding; oxidoreductase activity, acting on paired donors, with incorporation or reduction of molecular oxygen, reduced flavin or flavoprotein as one donor, and incorporation of one atom of oxygen; iron ion binding
Source: RefSeq, a predicted model, not a curated record